GCAGGCGUGGGGCGGCGAUGGCGAGCGCGCGUCUGCUGAGGACGUGCGCGAGAGGAUGCGCCGGCAGACCGACGCGGGGCUCCGAGACGACCGGUGCCGGCCGCUCACAGACCUCGAGCUGCAGGACAUGUGGGGCGAGGCCGAGUCGGACGAGGAGCUGGAGCAGCUGCGGGCCCAGGUGCAGCAGCGGCGGGCCACCGCGGAGGAGAGGGCCCCGACCGCCCCGGCGAGGCCGCCGCGGCGCCCGCCGAGGCAGCGGCGGCGGCGGCCGCCUCGGCCCCGCCCCCAGCGCGGCCGUGCUCCUCCGCUGGCGCCGACGCCGCCCACGCGCGGAGGCCCUCGAGGAAGGGGGGAUGGACGCGGGCGGCGCGGCGCGUGGACUGCGUGGCCGCGGGCGCUCCGCGGCCCGAGGAGGGCGCCGCCGCGCAGCAGCCCCCAGCGCCGGCGCGCGAGGGCCCGCGGGCGCCCCCGGCGGCCCCGCUGGGCCCCGUCCGGCCCCCCCGGCCAGCCUCGCCGGCGGCGCUGA
This is a messenger RNA of Prorocentrum cordatum, 526 nucleotides long. The record is from the annotation of a GenBank genome assembly. NCBI's taxonomy places the organism in Eukaryota, Dinophyceae, Prorocentrales, Prorocentraceae.